AUGUCCGCCUCUGAGCUCCCCGUGGAACGACAGCUUACUCCCGCCGUUCCUGACGCCCUGGACAGGCUUGCAAGAACUCUACAUCUGUGGUCCCUUGCACAGGCUUGCAAGAGAGAGCUCUACAUUUACAGUCCCCUGCGCAGGCUUCUAAGAGCUCCUUGUGAGCAGGCCUGGGGCGGCUGCGGGCAGAAAAAGAAGCGCCAUGGCAGGCUCGGCGAUUCUUUCUGCCUGCGGCCGCCCCCAUUCAUUAGGGGGCGAAUCCGCUCUGUGCCGAACUGUUCGGGAGAGGCGCUCUUCGGCUUCAGCUACUCCCUCAAAGGAGGUGGGGUACACCUAAGGUCCGGAUUUCGACUACAUGGCGGGGGAGAGGGAGGAUAUCUUUUUGGUUUGUUUUGGUUUGUUUUGAUCUUCAACACAUCACAACAUCAUGACGAGGUCCAGAAGCUUGCCCUCAUCGCCCAGGGAGGCACUACCCCUUACUAG
This is a messenger RNA of Fusarium vanettenii 77-13-4, 483 nucleotides long. RefSeq lists its product as uncharacterized. Lineage: Eukaryota; Fungi; Ascomycota; Sordariomycetes; Hypocreales; Nectriaceae. The transcript is spliced from 4 exons. Bases 1 to 483 code for a protein of 160 amino acids. The record is from RefSeq and is a predicted model, not a curated record.